AUGGCUGCUGAGACGAAAGAAGGCCGCAGCAGCAGAAGAAGACCGCAGAAGAAGACGCAGAAGAAGAAGAAGAACAAGAAGAAGAGGAGGAGGAGGAGGACGCCCUCUGCCAUUCCAUUCCCGCCAUCUCUUUUCGUCGCCUCUUUGGCGCCCACCCGCUACGAACCGCUGGCUCGCUCGCUUCCCCCCGUCGUCCCCGUCCCUUCCGUUGCUGGUGUUACGAAAAGGUGUUGUUGUUACGCUCCCGCCGCCCACGCUGCACCACACGCUUGCGACUGCUCCGGUUUCGCAGCCUCUCCAUUUUUCCCUCCCGCCCUGCGCCGAGACUCCCACACCACCGCCACCAUCUUGUCCAGUUCCUCCACCACGUCUCCAACCUCGUCGUCGUCACCCACACCGACGAGGGGAGAGUAUCUACGAAGAUCACAGGCCCCCAUUCCAAACACCCUCCCAACCCUCCAAGAUACCCUCUUCGAACAGCACCCGAGAUUCGUCGACCAGCGCACCCUCUCCGCAAUCCUGUACGUCCUCGAAGAAGCCCUUCGCGGUCCCCACCAGCUCACCCCUGAUCUGGAAGAGGAAAACGCGUCCAUGUCCGCGAUGAUGGCAGCCAGCGCACCCGGCCCCAUUCCUGUCCAGCAACAGCAGCAACAGCAACAGAACUACGUCCCAGGCAAUGUCACUGUGCAGCGCGGGCAUACGCGACAGCAAUCCGCCGCUACCGGUGGAGGUGGAGGCGGGGGUGGUGGGAGACCGGUAGCAGCCACUGCCGCCGCCCAGGAACCGUCGCCGAGAAGGCACACGCAGAACACUCAGACCAGAGGCGCACCAGUCGCUGCGGUAGGCGCGGGGGAUGGAGCAGGUGGAGCAGGAAGUGCUGAGGACAAAGCCAGGCCGAUCGGACCCGCAAGUGGGCCCCAGGGCAGAGCCAUGCCACCAAGAGUAGCGAACGCGCAGAGGCCCACCACGUCGCAUCAACAGCAGUCGCCGCGCGGGGGAACAUCACAACAACAUCAACAUCAACAUCAACAACAACAACAACAACAACAACAACAACAACAACAACAACAACAACAACCGCAACAACAAGCCUCGUUUCGUCCCACCGCCGCGGCGAAUCCCCGUCAGCCCGAGCCGGUGCUCCAAUCACAGGGUCAGUCUCAUGCGCCUCGCCCGUCCACCUCCAAUCCGCCUACUGGCGCUGCUGCUGCGGGCACCUCGUCGGCGCGAGGCACCGGCACCACCAGCAGUCAGAAUCAGCAGACCUACCAGCAGCAGCAAUCGGCGAACAGCAGUUCGUUCCCGCACGCGUUCGAGCGCUGGGAGAUGCUUUCGUCACGCUGGGAAGGGCUGACCGGGUACUGGGUAUCGCGCCUCGAGCAGAACCGACAGGAGCUUUCGCACCUGCCGCUCGAGCAGGAGAUGUCGCGGCAGAUCACGGACUUGGCUGCCGCUGGCGCCAACUUAUUUCAGGCGCUGAUCGAACUGCAGAGAUUGCGCGCGUCUUCCGAGAGGAAGUUCCAGCGAUGGUUCUUUGAGACGCGCGCGGAUCAGGAACGGGCGCGCGAGAUGAGCAGUGAGCUGGAGCGCUCGCUCCGCAUCGAGAGGCAACAGCGCGCAGACGCGGUCACGCAGAUACGCCAAUUGGAUAAGGACAAGACUACGGCCGAGAAGAUGGUCGAGGAGACGCGUCGCGAAUUGCAGAUCUCGAGGGAAGAGUGCAGGCGUGCGUGGGAGGAACUCGGGCGACGGGAGCAAGACGAGCGCGAAGUCACCACUAGUCUUAGAGACGGCCAUCCCGCUCUGGUGGGCGGUGUCCAGGUCACUCCGAUGCCGAUGCCCGGAGUCCCAUCGAGAAGCAACAGCCAAUCCAACAGACCGCGGACAGCGACCGGCCCGCCUAAUCCAGGCGCUGCUACUGGUCCUCAAUCGGAAGGCCACAAUGACCGCCCGCAGACGGGCACGGCCGCUCCUACGACACGUCAGCCACACCCGCUCGCCCAGGAGCAGACUUAUCGCCAGUCGCACCCGCCGUCGCAGCCGCAAUCGCCGUCGCCGCUUCACCACGAGUCAGAUCUCAUCGAUCUCCAGCCGCAACAGCCACAGCCCACUUCGACGGCGGCUGCUACCGCCCGGACCACGACUGCGACCGGAACGCCGUCGCCUGCGUACCCGCCAGUCCAGUCGCCACAGCAGCAGCAGCAGUCGUCGGUGUCGGACCGAGGGUUCUACCAGCAAACACCUAGUUCCCUCCACGACAUGGAAGGCUCGCAAGUCGGCCCGCCAUCGACCAACCCAUCGCCGGUUUCAUACGCCACCAAUCCGAUGGUUGGCUCGCCGGCGCCAACUAUCAGCACAACAUCGAUCGCCUUCGAGACGGACGAGCAUGGUAACAUCGUGAUCGGGUCCGACGGCGAGCCCCUGCGGGUCCGGCAACCGGGAGACCUCUCCAGCGAAGAAGACGAAGACAAUUACCCGGAAGACAGAGAAUGGGGAUAUGGGGGUAGCGGCGGCGUCGGUAUCGUAAACACCUGGGAGCCAAUCUCGAGACAUCACCACCCGACGCGCUUGAGCGAUGUGCUCGAGGAGGACGAGAGAGCCACCGUUAGCGAUGGGAGGAGAUCGGCUCUCGGGUAAUUGAGAUUUACGACGACAGAUGGUUAUGAUUUGGGAAGGGGCGGGUGGCUGGAUGGAUGGAUGGAUGGAUGGGACGGGGGGCUGGGUGGCGUCGGUGGCAUUAAAAUUCGGCAUUCUUCUUCCGAUGCUGCGUUUCGUUGUUUUAUCGUUUGCGAUUUUUUCUCUUUCUCUUCGUUUCGUUUCAUUUUCUUUGCAUCUCUGUACGGGGGGACGGGUUUUCCUUUGAUAUCUUCUGCCUACUUUUCCGUGUUCGAAGUCUGCUUGCUUACUUACUUACUUACCUACCUGCGUUCUGUCUGCUUCUAUUGCCAUAUACCUAGUCUAUGUCGCCCUCUUUUGGAUGCGCUUUUUUGUCUGCCUGUCUGUCUGUCUGUCUGUCUCGCUUGGUCUUGCUUGGUCUUGCUUGGUCUUUAGAUAUGAUGGCGU
Messenger RNA from Tricharina praecox, 3063 nucleotides. RefSeq lists its product as uncharacterized. The coding region runs from base 1 to 2637 and encodes 878 amino acids. The transcript has 3 exons. Lineage: Eukaryota; Fungi; Ascomycota; Pezizomycetes; Pezizales; Pyronemataceae. The record is from RefSeq and is a predicted model, not a curated record.